AUGUCAAUGCAAUGCCUUGUGCAGGUGCUGUCACUUCUAAGCAAUCCGUCACUCUUAGAGGCAGGCUGCACUGUGAAGCUCAAGAGCCCAACAAUCGAGAUGGCGCUGCGAGAGAUCUCCAAUCCACUGGGAGUGAUUGAUGAGCUCUUCGCGCGUGCCGCAAGCUCUGCCACGGACCAAAGCAAGCUGCCUCCUGGAGUUUGGAAUGAAAAAGCGCACUUCAUUAGUGCUCUUCAGUUGGCAGACGAAGAAAACUUUGCCAAUGUUCCGUGCUUGAAUGAUGCAGAGGUUGUCGAGCACAUUGCGCCAUUUAGUUUGGUGCGCUUUAGAUGCUUGGUUCAGGACGUAUUUGAACCUGAACUGUACUCGAUGUUUCUUGUUGAGCGAGAUCAACAAGAUGGAAGCUCACAGCGCUUGAUAACUACAAAGUACCGGGAAUCUCAUCCCAGCCCAGAAGGCAAAGUGCUGCAAGAAGUGGGCAGAGGUGGUCUCAGUUCAAGAGGAGCCUACUACUGCGUGCCUCUACCAGGAGAAACUUCUUGGUCAAGAGCAAGUCCAGUGAAGCAAAUUGCCAAGUCUCUCACAGUUGGCAGUGGCAAGCGUAGCAGAGCUGAUGAAGAUGUGGACAUGGGCAUGGAGGAAACUGAAGAGAUUGCUCUAAAGCCAACAGAGACAGCAAGGCCACAGCAAAGGGUGAAAACCUCGGCCGAAGCACUGGAAAAGAUGACAGUCCAGCUUCAAGGUGGACCCAAAAACUCGGAUUCCUUUGGAUUGAAUCUUCCUCUUCCAUGGGAAGCUGAUUCCCGCAGCUGUCCCUGCAUUGUCAAACUUUAUGAUGAAGAUGCGGAAUCCCUGAAGCUUUGUGAGACUGUGGAGAUUCUUGGAGUCCUUUGUGUUGCCCCCGCCAUGGCAAACCUGGGAGAGCAGACACAAGCUUGGCCAUUUCCAGAUGCCCGGAACCCGUCCACAGCGCUGGUUCCCCGUUUGCAUGGCCUCUUGGUUCGGAAGUUGCCUUUCUAUCAUCCCCUAUUUCCAUUUAGCCCCAAUUGGCUGUCAGAAGCGCGUUUGGCCUCAGCAUUUCAAAGGCGUCUGGCUGCACCUGGGGCGGUGGCGGCGGCCAGAAAUGCGGCCAUCAAUUCCUUGAAACAUGCAUUGGGAGGUGAUGAAGUCGCUGCUGAAUACAUCCUGGCCCUGAUGGCCAGCCGUGUUUAUGGUCACGUCAGCGGCAUGGCUUUGGGACAAUGGUCCAUAAAUCUCAGUCAUUGGCCGGGAGAAGCUCCUGUCUCACAUCUCUUCGAGGCUGUAUCAAACCUGGUGCCCAUGGCAGUGCACCUGCAAGUGACAGCUGAGACCUUGAGUUCGGGUCGAUGGAAGCCCAAGAAAGACUUCGAUGCCAAUCGCCUCGUGGCAGGUCGCUUGCAGCUGGCGCCUGGCACGUUUCUCCUCCUCGAUGAGUCUGAAAUGCGAGAAGGAGAGGUAAAUGACAACGGGGUCCGAGCUUUGCAAGCGCUUUCAAGCUUGGUCUCGGACCAACUGUUGCCAUGUGACUUCAACACAUAUGAUGUCCAGAUUCCGCUUGAGGUCAACUGCAUGUUUCUUUCGAAAGGAGUGUCAAUCCUGAAGCUUGCAGACCUUGUCCUUCCCUUGAGGCCACAGGCAAAUCAAGGUGUGGAUGCUGGACUGGGUGGACACGGUGGACUGGACGCAGCUCGGUUCCUUCUUGGACUCAUCACACGACACACCAAGCCCUUCCGGAUGCCCGAGCACGUGGUGGCUGGAUUCAGCCAAGACUUUGCCCAGCUCCGGCAAGACUUCCAGGACAUCGGGCAGCGAACUGUCCAUGUUUGGAGAUCAUUGGCACGUGCCAUUUGCUUCACCCAUGGUGAAGAAGAGAUUACCAUGGAACGAUGGCAGUCGAUCAUGGCACUCGAGCGGGAGCGCUUGAAGCGCUGUACAGAGGAAACUGCGGUUGCAUCGCUGUACCCAGCUGAUGUGAUCUCCAGAGCAAAGGAGUAUGUCUCGAAGAAUCCAAAGUUUGGUGCUUACUCCCACUCCAAAGGAAUUCCAUUCUUCAGGGAACAAGUUGCCAACUACAUCGAUCGCAGAGACGGAUCAGCAGUCCCAAAAGCCGAUCCAGAGGAUAUCUACUUGACUGAUGGUGCAUCGGCUGGAGUGAAGACGGUGCUUGAGGUCAUGAUUGGUGACUCGCUUGAUGGAGUCCUCAUCCCAAUCCCUCAAUACCCACUCUAUUCUGCAGCAAUUACCCGGUUGGGUGGUACAUACAUUGGCUAUGAGCUGAUGGAAGACUACACAUCUGGUAAAGGAUGGGCCGUAGAUGUUGACGUGAUUGAGAAGAAGAUUCAGGAUUACAUUGCUAGCGGUGGUCGCGUUCGGGGGAUUGCUGUCAUCAAUCCAGGCAAUCCAACAGGCACAGUCCUGACUCGAGAUGUGAUCGAAGCGGUUGUGAGGCUCUGUGAGAAGUACAAGAUUGUGAUCUUGGCCGACGAAGUCUACCAGGACAACAUUUUCAGGGAAGACAGGGAAUUUAUAUCCUUCAGGCGCGUGAUUCACGAGUCGAACUCUCCUGUGGAGCUGUUCUCUUUCCAUUCAAUGUCAAAGGGCUACUAUGGAGAGUGUGGAUUGCGAGGAGGGGUAAUGCAUUUGACCAACAUUGACCCUGGUGUUGCUGAUCAAAUCUACAAGCUCUUCUCGAUGAUUCUCUGUGCAAACACCUUGGGUCAGGCACUCAUGGCUUCCAUUCUGAAUCCGCCACUUCCUGGAGAUGCAUCUUUUGAACGUUUCGCAGAGGAGCGCAGGGAGAUUUUGGCAAACCUCAGCAGGAAGGCAGACCUGGUGACCCGAGAACUCAACAGCAUGCCUGGCGUGCAGUCACUGCCUGUGGAGGGAGCCAUGUAUGCCUUCCCCCAGGUUUAUUUGCCGAUGAAGUUUGUUGAAGAGGCUCAAAGCCUUGGCAAGGCGGCUGACAUGCUUUAUUGCAUCCAGAUGCUUGAGGCCACAGGAGUCAUUGUGGUUCCUGGAAGUGGCUUUGCCCAGAGGAAUGGCACCUGGCACUACCGCAUUACGAUUUUGCCGAAAGAGGAAAAACUAAAGCGAGUAUUAGCUCGCAUGAAGACUUUUCAUCUCAACUUUUUGGAAAAGUAUUUAAGCCCCGGGGAACGUGCGGUGGAGGACAAGACUCCUACACCAUGCACAGCAAAGUACCCGGAAAAACUCCAAAGGGAGAUCAUCGAGGAACACUUGAGAGCCAAGACUGGGCAGGAGAAGCCUAUGUUGCUUCUGAUGCUCGGUGGCUCGGGUGCUGGAAAAGGCACCUUUUUAAGAGUGAUGAAGAACAACGGCAUGGAUCUUGACAAUUUUGUGAUGCAUGGAUUGGACGAGUACAUUGAGUACCUCCCAGAAUACAAGGCAUCUGUGGACAGCAAAUUAGUGGUCUACAAGGAUGCCGCCGAUGGCUGUUACUCCGGCGUCAUUCCAAUUGCCAAGGCUGCUCAGCUUGAGAUCAUCAAACGGAAGCAGCAUGUGAUCUACGAGGAUACUGGAAAAGACCUGAAUCGCAUCAUCAAGCGAAUCUUACCACCCUUUGAGGAGGCCGGCUAUAGCAUCGCCAUCGCCUUGAUCGACAAUACUCCUGAAGUAGCCAAGCAAAGAGCCUUGAGCCGCUUUAUGAAAGAAGGCAGAUACGCCUCGGACAGCUACAUUGAGUCCACCUUUCAGAACGUGCCGGAAAAUUACGCCAAACUGAAAAAGAUGGAGCAGGUCAAAGAAGCCUACUAUUGCAACAACAAUUGCGUUAAAUCCCCUUCGGGAGAAUGCUUGAAGUGCUGGAUUGACAAGGGCCAGAGGACUUUGCUUCCUGCAACUGGCAUGUCGUCUGGUGCCAUUGAGAGAGUGAACGCAGCAUCUGAAUAG
Cladocopium goreaui is the source of this 3930-nucleotide messenger RNA. Lineage: Eukaryota; Dinophyceae; Suessiales; Symbiodiniaceae. The record is from the annotation of a GenBank genome assembly.